Molecule: messenger RNA, 3820 nt
Organism: Nyctereutes procyonoides (raccoon dog)
Lineage: Eukaryota; Metazoa; Chordata; Mammalia; Carnivora; Canidae
Gene: USPL1
Product: ubiquitin specific peptidase like 1
Exons: 9
Coding region: 360-3638 (1092 amino acids)
Biological process (GO): protein desumoylation; Cajal body organization
Cellular component (GO): Cajal body
Molecular function (GO): SUMO binding
Source: RefSeq, a predicted model, not a curated record
UGCGACUGCGACAGCUAGGCGGACAGCCACGCCUCUGCAGAGGCCGCCCGGAAGCGCUCCCGCUCUCGUCUUCCCCGCCACGCUGACGUCCUUUCGGGCCCCGCGCCCAGCAGGAAGGGGAACUCUUUUGCGGCGGACUCAGACCGGAAGCCGCUUUUGUAGCGGAGAGGCCGGUGGGGGAGGAGCAGGCCGAGGGGAACGUGGGUUGAACGUUGCGGAGGGUGUCGUGGACCCAGCCUGGAACCGGAGUUCGGACCGACCUGGUGCCAAGAAGGGGAGUGCGCGCGGCAGGGUUCAUUGAAAAAAUCCUUAGUGAUAUUGACAUGUUUCAAGUGACAUAAAUUAGCCAAUGACUCGGAAUGAUGGAUUUCCCGAAGAUUGGAAAUGGUUUGCCAGUGAUUGGACCAGGGACUGAUAUAGGGAUUUCUUCACUCCACAUGGUGGGGUAUUUGGGAAAAAAUUAUGAUUCAGCUAAAGCCCCGUCAGAUGGGUAUUGCCCUGCUUGUAGAGAGAAAGGAAAGUUAAAGGCCUUAAAGACUUACCGAAUUAGUUUUCAAGAAUCUAUCUUUUUGUGUGAGGAUCUGCAGUGCAUCUAUCCUUUGGGCUCUAAAUCACUUAAUAACUUAAUUUCUCCUGAUUUGGAAGAUUGUCACACUCCAAAUAAGCCUCAAAAAAGAAAGUUCUUGGAAACCAAGUGUAAAGAUGCAUCUCUUUUAGCAAAUGCCAAAAAGACUAAAAAUCAUAUUGUUACUGAUGGUGAACAAGAUUUGAACAGCAAAGAUAAUGGAGAAGCAUAUGAUAAAACCUCGUCUCGCUUACCUGAUUUACCACACAGUGGUCCACAGAAUCCAGUUAGGACAGCUGAUUCCUUGGAACAGACUGAGAUUUUGGAGGCUGAUACUAUUGAUUUGGCUGCUGAAGGAUAUCCUUCUACAGUUGAUGUUUCUGGAACUGGAGGGAUUUCUCCUCAAAAUGAAGGAUGCAUGUCUGAACUGGAAAUGCCAUUGGAGAGCAAAUGUACAUCACUUUGCCAGUCUUUAUGUGUCCAAUGGAAAAAUGCUAAUGCUCUCUGUUGGUUAGAUUGUAUUCUGUCAGCCUUGGUACACUUGGAAGGGUUAAAAAACACUGCGACUGACCUGUGCCCUAAUGAGGACUCUGUGUUCUGGCAGUUGUUUACGAAGUAUAAUCAAGCUAAUAAGCUUCUGCACACCAAUCAAUUGGAUGGAAUUAAAGAUGGAGAUUGUGAAAAACUUACUUCAGAAAUAUUUGCAAAGAUAGAAGCCUGUCUAAAUGAAGUCAGAGAUGAAAUUUUCAUUAGGCUUCAGCCUCAGCUUAGAUGCACCUUAGGUGAUAUGGAAAGUCCCGUGUUUGCACUUCCCCUGCUCUUAAAAAUGGAACCCCUCAUUGAAAAGCUCUUCAUGUAUUCUUUCUCAUGGAAUUUUGAUUGUUCACAAUGUGGACACAAGUAUCAAAAUAGAUGUAUGAAGAAUCUGGUCACUUUUACAAAUGUCAUCCCUGAGUGGCACCCACUUAAUGCUGCCCAUUUUGGUCCAUGUAACAAUUGCAGCAAUAAGUCACAGAUAAGAAAAAUGAUAUUGGAAAAAGUAUCUCCUGUAUUCAUGUUGCACUUUGUGGAAGGCUUGCCACGUAAUGACUUGCAGCACUAUUCAUUUCAUUUUGAAGGCUGUCUUUAUCAAAUAACUUCUGUAAUUCAGUACCAAGCAAAUCAUUUUAUAACGUGGAUUUUAGAUCCUGAUGGAAGUUGGCUUGAAUGUGAUGACCUAAAAGGCCUACGUUCUGAAAGACGUGAGAAAUUUGAAGUUCUUGGUUCAGAGAUACAUAUUGUUAUUUGGGAAAGAAAAACAUCCCAAAUGACAGAUAAAGCAUCUGCCUGCCUUCCACUUAAAAAGAGUAAUGAUGAGCCUGCUUUCAGUGAUGAGAAACCAGCCUCUCCAACAUCGUGUUCUGUGGGUGAUACUGCCCCUGCUGGGCCGUCCUCAAGAACUCUCCCCACUGAUGGGGCAGUUGCUCCUAGCAGUCUCUUGCAGGGUGAAGCUGUAGCUUGUGGACAUCAUUUAUUUUCAGGUCCAGAAGAUUUGGUUGACAAUGAUAUUUUGUCUUUGACACUUGAAGAAAUACAGAUUAACUCUGAACAUUUCCUAAAUGAACAUGUUGCAGAAAAUGCAGGAGUCUGCAAAACAAAUACUUCGCAAUCACAAGAGUCACGAGUAGCUUCUUUAUUAUCAGCUUCAUGUGUUGAAAAGCUUACUCAAGACCAAGUCUUGGAUUUAAGCUUUCCAUCUCAAAUAGAUGUAAACAUGCAGUUGGCACAGAUGAAUACAAAAGACGUUGUAAUUACUAAAUCUGUGAAUAGUACUCAUGCUACUCAUCCUCCUAUACAUGGAAUAAAGCCAAUAGAAGUUGAGGGUACGGUUGCCCUAGAGGACACUCCAUUAAAACAGUUUCUUUCACCCAAAACUGAGAAAUUAAAACCAGAACAACCUGUUACAACUCAGGUAUCUAAUUUGAUGAAAAAUGAAACUGCAACAUUUUCUCAAAGCAUGAUAAUGAAGUCAGUACAGAAUCCAACUCUGAAAGAAACUCAGAAGAAACCAUUUGUAGGAAGUUGGGUUAAAGGCUUAUUAAGCAAGGGUGCUUCUUUUAUGCCACCUUGUGUUUCAGCUCAUAACAGAAACACUGUAACUGAUUUGCAGCCUUCAGUUAAGGGGGCAAGUAAUUUUGGUGGCUUUAAAACAAAAGGCGUAAACCAAAAGGCUAACCGGGCUUCUAGGAAAGUUAAUAGGUGUGCAAGUAAACCUCCUACAGUUAGUAAUCCUCUAUCAAGCCGUCCAUCAUCUGGUAGCAUGACUUCUCAUGUAUGUGCUGCUAAUGUUAUUGCUGAUUCAGAUGUUUCGAAGAAAUGUGAAAAUGCCUCAUACGGAGCUCACCGCAGUCAGGAUUCUUACAUAAAAGAAAAUGAUAUUUCUUCAGCAAACCAUGAAGACUCUGUUGAGGGUCAGAUUCAUAAACUUCGUCUAAAACUUCUUAAAAAACUUAAGGCAAAAAAGAAGAAAUUAGCUGCUCUUAUGUCUUCCCCCAAAAAAGGAACACUUCCAAGUGAAAAAUUAGAACAUGUGUCCCAUUGUGGGUCUCGAAACAAUUGUGAAUCAAUAGAAGACUUGUUAAAAGAACUACAGUAUCAAAUUGAUACUGCUGACAAUAAAUCUGGGUGCACCAGAUUUCCAUACAGUAGUCAGAGUCAUGAAGAAAUUUUAGCAGAAUUAUUGUCUCCUGCAACUGUUGUCUCAACAGAGCACUCAGAAAAUGGGGAGGCAGACUUUAGAUACUUAGAAAUGGGAGAUGACAACAUCCCAGCACCAGUGUCUACUGAAUUAAACAAUAUUCCCCAAAACACACAUCUGAGACAGGACCAUAAUUACUGUAGCCCCACCAAGAAAAAUCAGUGUGAAGUUCAGCCAGACUCACUGACAACUAAUGUCUGCAUUAGGGCAUUGAACUUGGAAAAUUCCAUGAAGACUGAUAUUUUUGAUGAGUUUUUUUCCACUUCAGCAUUAAAUUCUUUAGCAAAUGACACAGACUUACCUCAUUUUGAUGAAUAUCUGUUUGAGAGUUGUUGAGUGCAUGUUACCUCUUUUUAGUUUAAUAUUUAUUACUGCUCUUGGGAAAGCUUACUGUUAUUAAGUAGUGUUUACACACUGGCCUUGUCAUGAACAAAAUAUAAGCUACUGAAGAUUUUACCUUUGGUUCUACUCAAAAAGCAUGUCAUCUGUUUUUUUGGUUUUUUUUUUUUUUGUCAUCU